GCGCUGCGCGGGCAGGGGGCGGAGUAAGCGCUGCGAGGCCAGUCUGGCGUUUGUGUAGCCGCCUAAGAGGCGGGGCCUUGGGCGGAGGUCCCCGGGACACCCCGUGCACCGGCGCCGAGCCUCUUCCUUUCCGAGCCGCCAUCUGCGGUGGAGCCGCCGCCAAGAUGCAGAUUUUCGUGAAGACCCUCACUGGGAAGACCAUCACGCUCGAGGUCGAGCCCUCAGAUACUAUAGAGAAUGUGAAAGCCAAGAUCCAGGAUAAAGAAGGCAUUCCUCCUGACCAGCAACGUCUGAUUUUUGCUGGCAAGCAGCUGGAAGAUGGGCGUACUCUGUCGGACUACAACAUCCAAAAGGAGUCCACACUUCAUCUUGUUUUGAGACUUCGUGGUGGUGCUAAGAAAAGGAAGAAGAAGUCUUACACCACUCCGAAGAAAAAUAAGCAUAAGAGGAAGAAGGUUAAACUGGCAGUCCUGAAAUACUACAAGGUGGAUGAGAAUGGCAAAAUCAGCCGCCUUCGUCGGGAAUGCCCUUCAGAUGAGUGCGGUGCUGGAGUUUUUAUGGCCAGCCACUUUGACAGACAUUAUUGUGGCAAAUGUUGUCUGACUUACUGUUUCAACAAACCUGAAGACAAGUAAUUGUAUGAGUUAAUAAAAGGCCAUGUGCUGA
Messenger RNA from Erinaceus europaeus (western European hedgehog), 666 nucleotides. RefSeq names its product ribosomal protein S27a (gene RPS27A). The coding region runs from base 165 to 635 and encodes 156 amino acids. The transcript is spliced from 6 exons. Gene Ontology annotation, biological process: modification-dependent protein catabolic process; protein ubiquitination; translation. The record is from RefSeq and is a predicted model, not a curated record. Gene Ontology annotation, cellular component: cytoplasm; ribosome; nucleus. NCBI's taxonomy places the organism in Eukaryota, Metazoa, Chordata, Mammalia, Eulipotyphla, Erinaceidae. Gene Ontology annotation, molecular function: structural constituent of ribosome; protein tag activity; ubiquitin protein ligase binding.